AUGGCCCUCUCCGCUCCCAGCACCGACCCCCAAACCCUCAUCGCCCAAGAAGUAAGCCAUGAGCAAACCUUCACCACCUUCACCACCAGCACAGCCUGGACCCUAGGCACCGCCCUCCGCGAGCGCAUCCUCUCCCUCCCCCAAGGAACCCGCAAACCCGCCUUGAUCUCCAUUGCCCUCGCAACCGCCACAUCCGGCGGGGUCCCGCUACACGUCGUUUUCCAGAGCGCAACCGAGAGCGGGACGAUCCCCGAUAACGAGAACUGGGUGCGGCGCAAGCGGAACACCGUCUUGCGGUGGGGAGUGUCCAGCUGGGCGAUGAGGCAGAAGACUGUGUCGGGUCUUGCGGCUGGUGCGACGGCUGAUGAGAUUGAGGGCGCUUUUGUGAGGAAGUAUGCUAUUGCUAGUGCGAAUGGGGGUGCUGUUGCGGAUGAGUAUGCAAUUCACGGGGGUGGGUAUCCGAUUCGGGUGCGUGGGGUUGAGGGAGUUGUUGCUGUUGUUGUUGUUAGUGGGUUGAAGCAGGAGGAUGAUCAUCAGGUUGUUGCUGAGACUAUUCGGGAGGUUAUUGCGAAGGGUAAUUAG
Molecule: messenger RNA, 582 nt
Organism: Penicillium waksmanii
Lineage: Eukaryota; Fungi; Ascomycota; Eurotiomycetes; Eurotiales; Aspergillaceae
Product: DUF967 domain protein
Exons: 2
Coding region: 1-582 (193 amino acids)
Biological process (GO): post-translational protein targeting to endoplasmic reticulum membrane
Cellular component (GO): TRC complex
Source: RefSeq, a predicted model, not a curated record